Molecule: messenger RNA, 573 nt
Organism: Elephantulus edwardii (Cape elephant shrew)
Lineage: Eukaryota; Metazoa; Chordata; Mammalia; Macroscelidea; Macroscelididae
Gene: ARL11
Product: ADP-ribosylation factor-like 11
Exons: 1
Coding region: 1-573 (190 amino acids)
Biological process (GO): vesicle-mediated transport; intracellular protein transport
Cellular component (GO): cytoplasm
Molecular function (GO): GTPase activity; GTP binding
Source: RefSeq, a predicted model, not a curated record
AUGGGCUCAGUGAACUCCAGAGGUGACAGAACAGAAGCUCAGGUGGUGAUAAUGGGCCUUGACUCAGCAGGCAAGACCACGCUCCUGUACAAACUGAAGGGCUUCAAGGUGGUGGAGACCCUGCCCACUGUUGGCUUCAACGUGGAACCUCUCGAAGCUCCUGGCCACCUGUCUCUGACGCUCUGGGAUGUGGGAGGACAGACCAAACUGAGGGCCAGCUGGAAGGACUAUUUGGAAGGCACGGAUAUGCUCGUGUAUGUACUGGACAGCACAGACGAAGCCCGGCUGCCCGAAGCAGUGGCUGAGCUCAGAGAAGUCCUGGACAACCCCAACAUGGUCAACAUCCCUUUCCUGGUGCUGGCCAACAAGCAGGAGGCGCCUGAUGCCCUCCCGCUGCCGGAGAUCAGGGGCAGGCUGGGCCUGGAGAUGUUCCAGGACCGCCCUUGGGAGCUCCGAGGCUGCAGCGCCCUCACGGGGGAGGGGCUGCAGGAAGCCCUCCAGAGCCUGCAGAACCUCCUGAAGGCCCACAGCCCCCCGAGUGCUGAGGAUGGGAGAGCAGGAAGUCCUGACUGA